Messenger RNA from Eurytemora carolleeae, 2433 nucleotides. Its product is annotated as equilibrative nucleoside transporter 1. Lineage: Eukaryota; Metazoa; Arthropoda; Copepoda; Calanoida; Temoridae. The coding region runs from base 43 to 1350 and encodes 435 amino acids. Gene Ontology annotation, biological process: nucleoside transmembrane transport. Gene Ontology annotation, cellular component: plasma membrane. Gene Ontology annotation, molecular function: nucleoside transmembrane transporter activity. The transcript is spliced from 12 exons. The record is from RefSeq and is a predicted model, not a curated record.
UUUUCUAAUCAAAUAUAAUUUCAGUGAGUUUUUUGUACUAAAAUGGUUGGGAAGGUAGCAGGUCCUAAAGAUCCGUGUAAGAUGGUCCAAGCCAUUUUCUUUUGGCUUGGAAUUGGAACCCUACUCCCUUGGAAUAUGUUCAUCACGGUGAACGCGUAUUGGAAUCAUAAGUUCAGAAAUAUAACCCAUGAAUCUAAUGGAACCACCCAGAGCGAAGAAACGGAGGAUCUGACUGCUCUAUGGCCUGGAUAUCUGGCAGUGGCCUCUAUGGUACCCAAUGUAACCUUUCUUAUUCUAAAUGGAGUCUUUGGGCACAGGUUCAAGACCCAGCCUAGGUUACUGGCCAGCCUUAUCCUGGUCAUCAUCCUCUUCAUCUUCACCUCCGUCAUGGUCCAGAUUGAUACAGAUGAAUGGCAAUCAUCGUUCCUUUACCUCACCCUGGCUUCUGUUGUUAUUAUUAACAUCAACUCUGCUAUCUUCCAGGGUGGUAUCUUGGGAGUAGCUGGUAAGUUCCCUCCUGCCUAUAUGGGAGCUGUAUUCUCUGGUCAAGCCCUGGGAGGAAUAUUCGCGUCGGGAACAAAUGUCGUCGUCCUUGCACUCGGAGCUACUCCCACUCAGGCAGCCUUCUUCUGCUUUGUUCUGUCAGUACUGUUUCUUGGUACUGCGCUGGUUGCAUACAUGGUGGCUACACGGAGCGAGUUCUAUAAACACUAUCUAGGAGAAGGCGAUCAAUUGGAAAAACAUGAUGAUCACAAGCUAUUGGAAACAUCACCCGAUCAUAAGCCUACGAUCCCCGUGAAGGUGAACCCUCUCUCCGUGUUAGCCCAGAUCUGGCCCUACGGUUUAGCAGUCCUGCUCACCUUCCUAGUUACACUUGGAUGCUUCCCAGCUAUCACUGUCAGGGUUCAAUCAACCGAGAGUGAAGGUCUAUGGGCAACAAAGUUCUUUAUCCCUGUCAGCUGCUUCCUGCUCUUCAAUGUUGGAGAUUACCUUGGUCGGUUUCUAGCAGGACUCAUUCAGUGGCCUAAACCUGGCCGGGUUGGAGCAAUCCUUACCCUUACCUUCUCCCUACUCAGAAUCUGUUUCAUCCCGUUGUUUGUUAUCUGCAACGCGUCCCCCGGAGCCAGGACCUUGACCCCGGUUCUCCUGGAGUCGGACACAGCGUACAUUGUCAUCAUGCUCCUCUUUUCCCUCACCAACGGAUACCUGGGAUCUAUCUGCAUGAUGGGAGCUCCUCAGGUUGUGCUGAGUGAGGAGUCCCAGACCGCUGCUAGUUUGAUGGUUGCUCUGCUAGGAAUUGGAUUGGGAUCUGGAGCAUUCCUUUCAAACUUUUUCGUUAAACUACUCUAGGAACACGUGGCAAAGACGUGUUCAUUGUUCGGCUAAAAACACGUCUUCAGCACAUGUUCACAGUUAGGAAAGGAACACGUCUUACAAUUUCAACACGAGUUAAUUGUUCGGCAAGAAACAGAUGUUCAUGACACGUGUUCAAUGUCGGCUAGGGAACACGUCUUCAACUGGUAUUCAUUGUUCUGCAAGAAACAUGUCUUCAAAAAGAGUUCAUUGUUCAUGACACAUGUUCUAUGUCGGCUAGGGAACACGUCUUCAACUCGUAUUCUUUGUUCUGCAAGAAACAUCAAAAAGAGUUCAAUGUUCAGCUAGGAAUAUGUCUACUGCACGUGUUCAUUGGUCGGCAAGAAACACGUUGAAAACAUGUGUUCUGCAAUAAAUGUACGUUCUUAACACGUGUUACAUGUUCGACUAGAAGUCCAGCAGAUCUAUUGGAUCUGCCAAAAUUGAAAAUCUCAAGUGUAAACUUUUUCCUCGUUUAUCCAUUUUUCUUCACAGGAAUGGAAACUUUUUCUUAAAAUCCUGGUAUAAUAUUGUCAGAGAUCCAGGGCAGGGGUUCCUGAUCAAUUAUUCUGGAUUCAGGAAACUAACUUAAAACUGUUUAAUCUCCUAUGCAUGUGAACACUCAACAGAAACUUACAAAAUAAAAUUAGAAGAAAAAACCAACAUAUCUAAAUGCAAGCCGUACAUAAAACUAUUCUUUUGACCGUCAAAUUGUUGAUCUCUUUUUUCCUGUUGGAAAUUUCAUAUUUCUUUAUAUGUUAAGCCGAAAUUUGUUGCUAAAUGUUUUUUGGCUAUUCUCCGAUUUUUAAAAACCUCUUUGUAAUCCCCCCCCCCCCUUUAUCCUUUUUGUUAUCUUUAUUGUAUAUCUUGUAAUCUAUGUAUAUUGUACAUACUUACAUACAAUAUAGUUUAUCUAUAUUUUGUGUUAUGUAUACAUUAAAUGUUACCAGUUCGGAUCUGGCCUUAAUCUGUGCGUUCAUUGUGAACGUUUACUGAAACCAGUUGAAUUGUUCCAGUAACUUAAAGUAUAUUCAAUAUUUAUAAGCGAAAAUGUUAAUAAAUGCAGAUGGAUGUAAAUUA